AGUAGUGCUGCUUGGUCCGGCCUCAAGGGCCGCGUCUCAAGCUCCCUUCCCAUUCAUAUGAUCUCUGGAGCGAAAAAUUACUUAAAAAGAUGGCAUUGCCUUUUCUCCUCGGGCCGAUCUCUCAUACUGCGACUUCCCUAUUCUCUUCAAAUGCCCUAACGACUUCUGUUUCUCUGGAAGAGCAGAGCAGCUUAUUUGACCGAACCAGCGCCGCAGCUGAGAAUAUAACACUGGGACUUCGCCUAUUUACCCCGCUCAUCGCCAAUCGCCAGAGCUGUUAUUGCCCCCAAACGCAGAGUUGCAUUGGUAAGUCGAGCGCGUUCUCUUCCGAGAUACCCUGCAGUUUUAAGUCGUAUAAACAAUAAUCAUGUCUGAACAAUUUGCAUAUCGGCCCCCGCCGAGCCAGGGCUCGUUCGCUUAUCCCUCUAACGCGCCCAGUAUGUCACCACUUCUAACACAAGAAAGAGGUCUUCUAAUGCAU
Messenger RNA from Aspergillus saccharolyticus JOP 1030-1, 481 nucleotides. RefSeq lists its product as uncharacterized. Lineage: Eukaryota; Fungi; Ascomycota; Eurotiomycetes; Eurotiales; Aspergillaceae. The coding region runs from base 90 to 365 and encodes 91 amino acids. The transcript has 3 exons. The record is from RefSeq and is a predicted model, not a curated record.